Molecule: messenger RNA, 1844 nt
Organism: Haliotis rubra (blacklip abalone)
Lineage: Eukaryota; Metazoa; Mollusca; Gastropoda; Lepetellida; Haliotidae
Exons: 2
Coding region: 491-1660 (389 amino acids)
Source: RefSeq, a predicted model, not a curated record
CUAUUAUAUGGUCUCUGAUUGAGUCCAUGUUGUGUGCGGUAGUAUUUGAACACUAUCUUUGUAGGACAGCUUAUCAGUUCAGUGGCGCAAGGUCGAAGGUCCUGGUACUCACAGCAAGUACUUCUCCGGAGCAGACAUCAAUGGAUGAUGAAUCAAGCCUGAAGUAUAGAUCGGUACAUACCCAGAGUUAGGUCUCGAUCUUCAGCACAUACCUGUUUGUGACAGCUUAGGGUUGCCUGGUCGCCUUCCGGCGGAUUUAUACCACACAUAGCAGGACCACUGACUGAUAACAUACGCUGUUGUUGAGAAAGGUUGCUGCCGAAACUCCGAAUGUGAAGUGUUGUCCUUAAAACUGCAGGGUCAUAGGGGAAAUCUACCCAGGAAGACGCUGUUCGUUCACCACGCGACGUGUGUAAGAAGGUCACGAUACCCCGCGUUGGAUCGGAUACUGCUGCCAUCGCCUGAAUAGGAUUCCAACCAAUCCACAACAAUGCUCAGCUCUCCACGGCACUGGCAACUUUUUGCAUUAUUAACUUGCGCCUUGGUACUGACAGCACUCGUCUACUCGAAUACAGGAGUCAAGGGACAUAUCAAUGAGAAUGUAGUUCACGGCCUGAGAGAUAAAGGCAAACCUUCGCCUGAAUAUCAUCACAGUGGCUCAGAAAUACAAUCCAUUCCUGAGGAAUAUUUUGUUAAGCCACGGUGGGAAAAUAAAUAUUUCAUCUACGACUGUUCCCAGGGUGCCUGCGGUGGUCUAGGGGACAGAGAAGAAGGAAUUGUAGGUGCUUAUAUCCUUUCACAAAUACUAGGUCGGAAGUUCAAAGUCAACAUGCUGGUACCAUGUGAUAUCGAGAAUUUCCUCCAGUCGAACAAAGUUGACUGGAGUCUUCAACCUUCUGAAAUAAAUGGCUUGAAAAGUAGCAGGUACAAGCGACUUGACCAUGAAGCAUUUAAGCUACGUGAGAAAAUUGCAAAAGCUCUUGAUUUAGAAAAUGAAUUUCCUUCUGACGUCACAUAUUUUACUGUGAACCAGGAAAUGGUUAACUAUCUAAAGCUGCAUCCGCUUUUUAAGACUCUUCGGUGGGCAUAUAAUCAGACAACAACUGACAUAUACAAUAUUGUUUUACGACGGUUGUUUAGAAUGAGACCUGAAAUUCAAAAAAGGUUUGAUAAUUUCCAAACUUCAGCCCGUGACAAAAGGAGAAAACUCGUUUGUGCACAUGUUCGAGUAAGGGGCAAUCCUACUAUUCCAACCGACUGGUACAGUCCCACACCUUUGAAUGUUAGUGUAGUGUGGAACUUCCUGAGUAAGUAUAAUAACAGCGCCCUCUAUCGAAUGUUCGUAGCCACAGACUCCCAGAAAGUGCGACAGGAUGCGAAGAGGUUGUUUCCUAGUGUCAUCCAAGAUUUGGAGGGGGAUAUCGUUCAUGUUGAUCGUGACAAUCAUGGAAAAGAUUACGCAUGCGCCGGUUUUGGUAAAGUUAUUCUUGAUCAACAGACGAUGUCAUCAUGUGACGUAUUCUUUAUGACAGACAGCGGACUUGGUCGUAUCGCAUCCAUGAUGAGAGGAACAGACAAAGACCUGUACUGUAUGGCUGGCAAUUCCGUACACAGCAAGUGCUCUUUUGACGAUAAAGGUUUCUUUCCACAGAACUGGUAGGCGUGAUAGAUACCAGUUGUGUAUCCGUCUGACGUCUUAUGUAGGAAACAUACAUGCUAACUCACACUUUUGGCUUGAGACUCACUCUUUUACUUCUUUCAUAUUUUUUUAAUUUAGUUCAAUCAAUACACAAAUAAAGUAUAUAUGACAUAAAAGGCAAUAUACAUCACAUCAUUGAGGUUUU